CCUCACAUCUGACACCAUUUAACAUUCCCGGAGGUUUGUCGACAUUCCUAGUUUUUUUCCCUCAAAAGAGUUCAGUUGAGGAAGGACGCUUACGCAAUAUCCGCAAGCUAAACCGGGGAAAGGCGCUUCCUGCCGUUGAUCCUCCGGGUGCAGCCUGCCCUCACUGCAGCGCCGACCGGGUGACACGAGACCCAGCACAAUACUGACAGGAAACCGAGCCGGAUGGACUCGGCCAAACCGCCGCAAGGCUGAGCCAAGACUGGACCGGACGGGAGAACUUUGCGGUCGCGUUAUUUUCCAGCCAUGGAAGUGUCGGAGAAACCGGCUGAGAACGGUGAAAACUCGGGUGAUGUGGCGGCGCACCUGCAGACUCAGUUGGAGAAGGUGCAGGCUCAACUGGAGCAUUGGCAGGGCGUGGCCACAAUCUGUGAGCUCAGCAAGGAGGAGGAGCUUAAGGAGCUGCAGAAACACUGUGACCAGGAAAUACAGUCAUUACAGGAGGCCUUGAGAGAAACCGCAUCUCAGUAUGAGGCCCGGAUCUCCAGUCUACAGAUGGAACGAACACAGUGGAGACGAGCCAGCUUUGGCAACGACAGCAAGGGUGCAGGUGGGGGGGUACGUGAGGGCCGUGGGAGUGAGGUGGAGGGGGGUGAGCUGGAACACACUGGUCUGAUGAUGAUGAUGGGUGGUGGCUACCUGGACAGCUCGCCAUCUCACCUGGACGCCUCGUCUCACCUGGACAGCUCGCCAUCUCACCUGGACGCCUCGUCUCACCUGGACGCCUCGUCACUGGUGGACGGCUCAUCUCACCUGGACGGCUCGUCGCUGGUGGACGGCUCGUCGCUGGUGUCCUUCUCGAUGGACACGCCCUGCCUCCCCCGCCGGCCGCCCCAGGACGACACCGCCUCCAUCGUCUCCACGGGAACGCUGGUGCCCGAGGCCAUCUACCUGCCCCCGCCCGGACACCGGCUCAUCACACACUCCGCCUGGGACGCACUACACGCACAGGUUGCGGAGCUGCAGGGAGAGGUGACUCAGUUGCGUGAGCAGAGAAUAGAGCUGGAGAGAGAGUUGGACACUCAGACCACAGAAACACAGAAACAGGUGUCAGUCCUCCAGUCUCAGGUGCAGACAUCAGAGGCCCUCCUCCAGGAGCUGCAGCAGUCUUUCAGCCAAUCACAGAGUGCUGUGCAGAGCCGCCUGGCAGAGCUGUCUGUUUCUCAGAGGAGAGUGUGUAGCGAGCUGUCCAGACUGAAAGGGGAGGAGCCAGAAGAGGAAGGGGCAGCAGAGAUGAACACAAACUUCAGCAGCUCCUCAAUGCAGGGGUCGCACUGUGAGGAGAGAUUGCGCAUCGAAAUCGUCAACCUGAAGGAGCAGCUGGAGACACGCACAGAAGAGAGCGAAGUGCUUGAGGUCCGGCUGUCCAGUUUAAAAACAGAGACGGACCGCAUCCAAACCCAGAAGGAAAAGUUGGAGUGUGAGAUGCAGGCGUGUCGCACUGAACUUCAGGGCCUGCGAGUGGCGCUAGCUCAUCUCCAGGGAGACAAGAAGAGUCUCCAGAACGACAAGGCGUCGCUGCAGCAGCAGUGUCUGGAGUUCCGCAGUCAGGUGAUCAGCCUUCGCACUCAGAUGGACACCAGCCAGACCGUACAGAUGGACUUCGUCCAGCUCUCCCAGUCUCUACAGGUAAAGUUGGAGUUGAUUCGUCAAGCUCAGACUCUGGACCAAGUGAAGGCGAUAUUGGGGGAGGAGCUUAGCUCAGAGGAAGCCCCGCCCAGCAUGGCCACCUGAUGCUGAUUGGCUGAUUUUGACUGAGCCACGCCCCUCUGCUGGAGGACCAAUGACGGCGCAGAUCCUGCAGCCUGAGACCAAAGCCAAGCUGAAACCACUCCCACUCACCAACUCCAGCCGCAGAGUGUGUGUGUGUGUGUGUUUUAAAAAGAUUUUGUCAUGUUAUCAACUUAUCAGGGACUGUA
Messenger RNA from Alosa sapidissima (American shad), 1976 nucleotides. It is a transcript of the gene rabep2, whose product is annotated as rabaptin, RAB GTPase binding effector protein 2. Bases 304 to 1791 code for a protein of 495 amino acids. The transcript is spliced from 13 exons. The record is from RefSeq and is a predicted model, not a curated record. Gene Ontology annotation, biological process: endocytosis. Gene Ontology annotation, cellular component: intracellular membrane-bounded organelle. Gene Ontology annotation, molecular function: GTPase activator activity; growth factor activity. NCBI's taxonomy places the organism in Eukaryota, Metazoa, Chordata, Actinopteri, Clupeiformes, Clupeidae.